Messenger RNA from Pipistrellus kuhlii (Kuhl's pipistrelle), 1135 nucleotides. It is a transcript of the gene MPZL1, whose product is annotated as myelin protein zero like 1. NCBI's taxonomy places the organism in Eukaryota, Metazoa, Chordata, Mammalia, Chiroptera, Vespertilionidae. Gene Ontology annotation, cellular component: membrane; cell surface; focal adhesion. The transcript is spliced from 6 exons. Bases 129 to 938 code for a protein of 269 amino acids. The record is from RefSeq and is a predicted model, not a curated record.
GCCGCGAGUGGGGGCGCGGCGCGGAGGUGCCCUGGGCGCGGCGUUGGCGAGGCGGCGCCCUGCGCGGAGCGGAGCGAAGGGCAGGCAGCCGGGCCCGGUGCGCGGCCGCGGGGCUGCAGCGGACGACGAUGGCCGCGCCCGCGGGGGCCGGGGCGGAGACGGCGACCCUGGACCGCCGGCGCUGCCUGUGGUCUGUGCUGGCGGCGGCGCUCGGGCUGUUGACUGCUGGCGUGUCAGCCCUGGAGGUGUACACCCCGAAAGAAAUCUACGUGGCAAACGGGACACAAGGGAAGCUGCCGUGCAAGUUCAAGUCUUCGAACACCACCAGCAGGCUGACCACCAUCUCCUGGAGCUUCCAGCCGGAGGGAUCCCACACCACCGUGUCGUUUUUCCACUACUCCCAAGGGCAAGUGUACAUCGGGGACUACCCGCCAUUCAAGGACAGGAUCACCUGGGCUGGAGACCUCGACAAGAAAGACGCAUCGAUCAACAUAGAAAACAUACAAUUUAUCCAUAACGGCACCUACAUCUGUGACGUCAAAAACCCGCCCGACAUCGUCGUGUACCCGGGAUACAUCCGCCUCUAUGUGGUAGAGAAAGAGGCGUUGCCCAUGUUUCCGGUGUGGGUGGUGGUGGGGAUAGUGACGGCUGUGGUUGUGGGUCUCACCCUCCUCAUCAGCAUGAUCCUGGCUGUCCUCUACAGAAGGAGAAGCUCGAAGCCGGAGUACACCGGCUGCAGCACCUCAGAAAGUGUGUCACCGGUUAAGCAGGCUCCACGGAAGUUCCCCUCCGCCACAGAGGGCCUAGUAAAGAGCCUGCCUUCUGGAUCUCACCAGGGCCCAGUCAUAUACGCGCAGCUAGACCACUCCGGCGGACAUCACAGCGACAAGAUCAACAAGUCAGAGUCUGUGGUGUACGCGGACAUCCGGAAAAAUUAAGAGAAGACCCAGAUCAUAUCCUAAGUGAGAAACAAACUCAAACGGACUCCUGUGCAGCAGUGUGGCCCACGGCACGUGGCCCGGACACGGACAGGCCGGAGAGGAGGCGCUGUAAAGGAUAUGUAUAAAUCUUCUAUUUAAUCUCGGACGGGAGGAGCAGUGGUGCAUGAAGAAAAGAUGAUAUGAUUCCACAUAUA